This is a messenger RNA of Diuraphis noxia (Russian wheat aphid), 1466 nucleotides long. RefSeq names its product X-ray repair cross complementing protein spindle B (gene spn-B). NCBI's taxonomy places the organism in Eukaryota, Metazoa, Arthropoda, Insecta, Hemiptera, Aphididae. Gene Ontology annotation, biological process: telomere maintenance via recombination; t-circle formation; resolution of mitotic recombination intermediates. Gene Ontology annotation, cellular component: replication fork; Rad51C-XRCC3 complex. Gene Ontology annotation, molecular function: ATP binding; ATP-dependent DNA damage sensor activity; four-way junction DNA binding. The record is from RefSeq and is a predicted model, not a curated record.
AUGGAACAUAAAAUUAGUAAUUUAGUGCACACUGGAAUAUAGCUGGUGAAACAUAAAAAAGUGCACUAGUGACUAGUGCAGUCAGGUGGAAAACGCUAUUAGUUAAUGGUGCACGUCUUGUGAUAGUGGCGUGAUACGGUACUGCACUACUGCGCCACUACGGUGUUAGGCGAGGGUGUUAGGGCACUUAAAAAGUUAAAAGUAAAGACUAAAAUUAUAAUUCAAAUAUACUUUAAUUUUUUAAGUCACAGAAUAAAUGAACGACAGAUUUAAAUUAUUCUGGACAAAUCAUAGUGAAGUACAGUACCUAAUAUUGUAGUAUCCAUCUCUUCUAAACUAUUUAUCUAAGUAUUUUUAGUAUGUGUAUGGAACUUGCAUUAGAAUUCACAAUUGUUUUAAAAAUAUGUUCUAAGAGUGAAUUAUGACGUUUGAGAAAUGUGAAUCCACAUCACUGCUACUGCUGGUGAAAUGAAUUCAUCUUCAGUUGACGAUGAUUUGGAUUUAAGCAUUUUUGACCCAUACACACAGGCCGCGUUAAUUAGAGGAGGUUUUUUAUCAUCCAUAAAUAUAUUAAAGUAUACUGAGGCAGAAUUUAGAAAAAAAGCAAAUUUGACAGUUGUAGCCACUCACCGUGUGUUCAUUGCAGCAGCUAAUAUAAGUGCUUCAAAUGUCAAAUGCCAUCAAGAAUCAAACAACCAAGUACUUACUACAGGCUGUAAACACAUUGAUAAACUUUUGGGGGGAGGCUUAUUCAAAUAUGGCAUAACAGAGAUCUCAGGCGAAAGUGGCUGUGGGAAAACACAAUUUUGUUUGCAGAUUGCACUCACUGUCCAACUACCAUUACCACUUAAAGGAGCAAAAUCUGGAGCUGCAUACAUUUGUACUGAAGAUCGAUUUCCCUCUAGUCGAAUACAGCAGAUGAUUUCUAAUGUUCGUUUUAAGUAUCAAUGUGACAAUACAGUUUAUAUGAAUGAAUUAUGUCAAACAGAUUAUGGAGACAAUAUUCUCAUUAGUCACAUAGCAACUGUGGAAGAUUUAAAAAAAUGCAUCCAUGAAAUGCUUCCAAAAGCACUGUUACACAGACCUAUAAAACUUAUUAUCAUUGAUAGUAUAACAGCAGUAUUUCGUGGUGAAUACACACCAAGUGAUAUACCUCGUAGAUCCAGAGAUCUCAGAGAUAUAGCCGUUUUCCUACAUAAGCUAUCUGUUGAACAUGGACUAUGGAUCUUAUGUGUUAAUCAGGUGACAUCAUCAAUAUCAGAUAUUGAGGGAUAUAAAUUAGUUCCAUCUUUAGGACUUUCAUGGGCUAAUUUGGUGACUACUAGGCUUAUGAUGUCCAAGACACAUUCUUCUAGAUACAUUGAAGUAAUGUUCAGCCCACAUACAGCUCCAACAAGUGUUCCUUUUAGAGUUACUGAACAAGGGAUUGAAUGACUAAACUAAAAUAUAUUGCUUUUUCAACAAAA